This is a messenger RNA of Spodoptera frugiperda (fall armyworm), 3417 nucleotides long. RefSeq names its product protein toll. Bases 499 to 3273 code for a protein of 924 amino acids. Gene Ontology annotation, biological process: toll-like receptor signaling pathway; immune response. Gene Ontology annotation, molecular function: protein binding; transmembrane signaling receptor activity. The transcript is spliced from 6 exons. Lineage: Eukaryota; Metazoa; Arthropoda; Insecta; Lepidoptera; Noctuidae. Gene Ontology annotation, cellular component: membrane. The record is from RefSeq and is a predicted model, not a curated record.
UGCGCGUACGACGAAACGAACGAGUACUAAGUAGGUAGCCUGUCAGUAUCGCGGUCACCUGGGACGGUUGACAAUGAUCCUUAUUACUAAGUGCGAAAGCUCAAAAUGAGACACGCGCACACAUUCCUUUAAAUUUACAAACACAAUCAUUGUUGAAACGUCAUGUCAUACAAGUUAUAAUAACAAGCUGAGCGACUUGCCAGUAUAGGUAGGUAGUAGGUAGUUGUCAUUAUUUGUAUGUUGUGCUGUUCUGUUGAGUUUUGUGUGGGUUUUCCUCAUUUUUUAUCCUCAACCCAGUGCGAUAAAACCAGAAUUAUUAUUAAGAUUCUUAGUAUAUUUACUAAAAAGUAAACCAUUUAGUGCUUACGAAUCGAUGUCUUAGUGACGAUUUUAGUGACUUGUUCAUACAGCAGUAAUUUAUUAGUAUUUUUUAUACCUAACGCUUUCGUACAAAUUACAAAAUCUGUGUGGCGUUCGAGAAUGAUGUGUUUGUGAACUAUGGCGCGCUGGGUUCUGGUGCUGGCGCUGGUCGGGGCGUGGUGGGAGCCCGCGGAGCCAGUGGAGCCGCCGCGCUGCACCGCCGCGGGGCGCUGCGCGGCCGCAGGCAGCGGCCCGAGCGAGCACAACUACAUCGUUGACGGUUUAACAGUCUUUCUUGAAUAUACAGACAGUAGAUACUUUAAAAUAAUAUGCCCGAAAGGUUUGACACUCGACAAUUCAGCAUUACCUAGUUUCGAAUCGCAACUACGCGUAAGCCAGGUAUACUUUACGGAUUGUCCGUCGCCACAAAGCUCGUAUGCCGAAGUGCUCGAGAGAUUGAACGUGGUCGUGCUCGACAAGCUGUCGCUGACCAACGUCAGCAACCUCACCGCCGCCCACUUCGCGCAGCUCCAGCAUGUACUCGCACUGGAGCUGUACAAGGCGGCGCUGGCGCCCCGGGCGCUGGCCGCGCUGCCGCAGCUGCAGCGCCUACAUCUGGACAGCGUGCGCGUGGCGCCCGGCGAGCUGCGCCACCUGCCGCACUCGCUGGAGAAGCUCGACCUCGUGCGCAUGGGCACCAACGUAACGGCCGCAGACCUGGCCGCGCUGCCGCACCUGGCCAAACUGGUCGUAAUCGACGGCCCCAACGUGCGCGUGGAGAUGGGCCCCGAGCUACGCGUGCUGUCCCUGGACAUGCUUGAUGUGGUGCUGCCGCGCGAGCUGGGGCCCAAGUUGCUCAACCUGACGGUGCUCGGCUGGGCCGAGCUGCGGCCGGCGCCGUGGCUGCAGUGCGCGCUGGAGUCGCUGGACGCGCGCUUCGUGAAGGUGGAGGUGCUGCCGGCGGGCUGGCUGCAGCGCUGCGCCGCGCUGCGCUCGCUGCGCGUCGAGAUGGCCGAGCUGCCGCUGCGGCUGGAGCCGGGCGCGCUGCGCGGCGCGGCCAAGCUGGAAGAGAUCCGCCUCAUGUCCACGGCGCUGCAGUAUCUGCCGCCGGGGUUGCUGGACGACGCGCCGGAGCUAAAGCUGCUGGAUCUGCGCCAUAAUCGUCUGCUGGAGUUACCAGGGGGCUUAUUCGCGAAGACAAAUAAGCUGGAAACGCUGAAUCUGUCUAGUAACCAGUUCACACACAGCGUGUUGUCGUCACUGACGGCCGUCACGUCGCUCGUUACCUUGGACGUCAGCCGCAACGACCUCCACGACUCCUGCGGCAACAAAACUGAUGUAAUACGAGGAUCAUCACCUCUACAAUAUUUGACGAAGUUAAGGGAACUCCGUUUGAGUAAGACUAACAGCAGUAUGAUCUGUCGCGAUUGGCGGGAAAACAUGCCGCAUCUGAAAACGCUCGACCUCACGUACAACUCGUUCGAGUAUAUCACGUUCGCAGACAUGCAGUUCAACGGCAUCGUCGACGUCACCGUGGACCUGCAGGGCAACAAUAUCAGCACGCUGGAGUACACGCGCGACAACUACGAGUACGCCGUCAACGUCGUCGACGCGGCGUCGCCGCGCGCGCAACUGAAGCUGCCCGCCACGCUGCGCUGCGACUGCCACGACUACUGGGCCGCGCGCGCCUUCCACGAGCGGCCCACGCACGUCGCCGCGGAGCCGCGCUGCGCCGGCGGCGGCAAGCUGGGGCGCGCGCCCGACGCGCUGGAGUGCGCCGGCGCGCCGACCGGCGUGACGUGCGGGGCGCCGUGCGCCUGCGCCUGGCGGCCCGGCCCGCGGCCCGUGCUGCGCGUGCGCUGCGCCGGCGCCGGCCUGCGCUCCGUGCGCGCCGCCGUGGCCGCCGUGCGGGCGCCGCGCGGCCCGCCCGUGGACUGGGAGCUGUACCUGGCCGACAACCGCAUCGACCGCGUCGACCUGGACGACUUGCCGCACAAUCUCACGGUAUUGGACUUGCGCAACAACUCCGUGAGCUCGCUGAGCGCGACCACCGCGAGCGAGCUGGUGAAGCACGGCCUGCGGCUGGCCGACAACCCGCUGGCCUGCGACUGCGGCGCCGCCGACACGCUGGCCGUGCUGCGCGCGGGGCUACAGGACGCCGCGGCCGCGCGCUGCGCCGCCGGGGGCGCGCUGCUGCAGGCCCGCCCGGCGCCCUGCGCGCGCUGGCCGGCGCCGGCGCUGGGCGCGGCCGCGGCGCUGGCCACGCUGCUGGCGUGCGGCGCGCUGCUGGCCGCGGCGUGGCGCCAGCCCGGCCUGCGCCUGCGCCUCAAGGCGGCGCUGCACCGCCGCGGCUGGCUGCCGGCGCAGCCCGAGCCGGAGGACGACGCGCGCCGCUUCGACGUGUUCGUGUCGUUCUCGCACGGCGACGAGCGGUUCGUGCGCCAGCUGGCGGCGCGCCUGGAGAGCGGCCCGGCGCCCUACCGCCUGUGCCUGCACUACCGCGACUGGGCGCCGGGCGGCUGGAUCCCGGCGCAGAUCGCGGCGUCGGUCCGCGCGUCGCGCCGCACCGUGGCCGUGGUGUCGGAACACUUCCUGCGCUCGAGCUGGGCGCGCGCCGAGUUCCAGGAGGCGCACGCGCUGGCGCUGCGCGACGCGCGGCCGCGGCUGGUCGUGGUGCUGCUGGACGACCCCGCCCGCCUGCCGCUGGACGACCGCCUGCGGCGCUACCUGGCCACCAACACGUACGUGCGCUGGGGCGACCCGUGGUUCUGGGAGAAGCUGUACCUGGCGCUGCCGCGGGGGCGCGGGCCGGCGCCCCCUCGGCCGCGCCCCCGGCCACCACGCUGGCGUCGGGCGCGGCGCCCCCGCUGGACAAGUCGUCUGCCGCGAUGGACGGCGAGGACUCCACGCUAAUACCGUUAACUCCGGCGCCGGCUUAGAUUUCCUCCAAUUUCGAGAUAGUUGGCUACCCGCGGCACGCCGGACGUCGUGGCCCCACGGCACAUGGAGGCGUGGCGCGACGUCCGGGCGUAUCGCGGCGGCGUGCCGUAGUCGUGC